Molecule: messenger RNA, 2636 nt
Organism: Trichobilharzia regenti
Lineage: Eukaryota; Metazoa; Platyhelminthes; Trematoda; Strigeidida; Schistosomatidae
Source: the annotation of a GenBank genome assembly
CCUGGAUUCGCCUCGGCUUCCUACUCACAACCACCAAUAUGUUUAUGAGCAAGGGAUUGUGAAGUAUAAUUCUUAAUAAAUAUUUUUGAGAAAAGGAUAUUCUUGAAGAUUAGAAUGAAUAACCUAGACAUUUAUUUUCUACAAUCAGUUUAGAUGUGUUGCAUUAUUUAAAAAUAAUAUCAAUCGAUUGAUUUAAUCAAUUAACCUUUGUGACACCUUUUUAGAAGCUUAUAAAGAACGCUUAUGGAUAAGCUUUUUCUUCAAUGCUAAAUUAUUACUCCUGGAUCAUUUAUGUUAUUAUACUACCUUACUUAAUAAGUCAGUAUUUAUUUGCCAAUAGAAAUGUGGAAUAUAGAUGGGGUCAAUGGUCUCAAACACCACUCACUUGUUCUGUUACUUGUGGCAAAGGUGUGAGAUGUCGAGUUCGGAAUUGUAUUGAUGGCUAUGGUACUGUUCAGUCAUCAACAACAAUGUGUCAGAAUACAGAAUUAUCUAAAUCAGAAGCUGAAGAAUGUAUACCAUGCGUUGUAAAUAUACGUUGUCCACGUGUUCCAGGCUGGGGAGCAUGGAGUCCAUGGUCAUCAUGUUCACCAAUUGAAGAUAAUCAAGAAUUUGAUGGACAAGGCUGUCGUAGUGGCAGUAAAAGUCGUUAUCGACGUUGUAAUAAUCCACCACCAGAACCACCUCCAUUUGGCAUAAAUUGUUCCGGUAUUAAUCAACAAAUAGCUCAGUGUAGUUAUGAUUGUUUCGGUAGAACUGAUAAUGCUCCAGACAAUAUUGCUAAUAAAAUCACCUAUCAAGUUGAACGGGAUCAACUUGAUUUUUAUAUAUUUCAUAAUAUUCUACGGAAACAUGAAAAUCAAAAAGUUCGAAUGGAUUGUGCAACACCAGCGUAUAAUCUUGCUAAAAGACUAUCUGUACGCGGGAUUAUCGGAGCGGCGAAAAGAGCAUUAACCGGUAAUACAUUGACUAUAAGAUGGUUAAAAAAUGGAAGACCUUUAAAUCUUGACAAUUCUGAUUCGAAGAGGAAAUCAAAAACUUCUGUUGUCACUAAAGUAAAACGGUUGAAUGAUAAUGAGAAGGUGAACAAGUUAGCUGAUGAAGAAAUACGUUGGAAUUUAUUAUUGGAUACUUCGUCAUCAAUUCAUAUGGAGGAUACAUAUUUAGUGUUUUCGAGUAUAAAACAAGGCGAUCAGGGAGUGUAUACAUGUCAAAUCAGCAUGGGUAAAUAUAAAUGGAAUAUGAUAUUCUAUACGUUAAUUGUUACCGGCAUAAAAUACAUCGCUUUAGAAGCUGAUCCAUUCUAUCUGCAUUCAAAUUUAGGCGUUAUGAAUACAUUAAAUAAUAUGGCUGUAUGGAUGGAAUCAGCGCAGAUUGUUUGGCAGUUAAAUGGUCAUGAAUAUAGUCGAGGAUUAGCGAUACGCUUAGAUCGACGUGUACAAUUAAUUAAAUACUUGAAUUUAUCCCAUCAUGGUACAUGGAGAUGUUAUCUACAUAUACCAGCAUCUGGUUUACCAAGUCGUGUUGGUAAUCCAUGGUCAUCAAUGAGUCGUAUAUACCUGAUUAAUGAAUUCUAUUUAAAAGUUAAUCCAACCAAUACUCUACUAUGGCAAAUUAGUGAACAUCCAAUUACAGUUAAAAUAUUACGACAAAUAGCACUAACUGUAUUACUAAUUGGCUUAUUUUUAAUAUUAAUUAUAUUUUUAAGUAUAUGGGCAGCAAGACGUUGGAUGACACGUUCUUUGACAGAUGACCAGCAAAAAGCAAUUAUUCAAGAAAUUAUUGAUAAUGAAUGCAGAUUAUUAUUGAUGUGUAAAAAACGUGCAAAUAUGAAUAAACGUAAACUGUUACCAUUAAUUCUGUUAGAAAGUCAACGUUUGCAAAAAGCCAGUAAAUUUUUAGGUGUAUUACUUAGACGUAAAACAGGCAAAUUUGGUAAUCGACGAUUAACACGUAGAGGUACGCAUAAAAUAAGUAUAGCGCCAAAAAUGAAUCGUAUGACACGAUUUUCUAAGUUUAUAUCAUUCGGUGAUAAAACAAAAUGAUGAAACACCUCAGUCAUCACAAUCAUUACCAAAAUCAUUAAGAGUAACAAAAAAAGAUAAAUAAAUAGAAAGCAAGAAUUAUUAACCAAACAGAGUUAUUCUACCUCCCUUCAUGAAGUAGAAAGUCAAUUUCUGAUGAUGGUAUGAAUGAUACAAUCUUGUAACUCCAGCUAUACACUAAAUAUCUGCUUCCUAAUAGUUAUAUGAAUGGUACUUCGUUGACUAACUGAUUAACUACAUGUGAGUUAAUUCAAGGUAGAUGAAAUAUUUAUCCUAUAAAGAUUCUUUUUGUUUUAAUGGAUGUAACCGACACAAUCAAGGACAGUUAUUCCUCCUCUUACUAACAUCCGUAAGUACCUUCGAUAGAUGAAAAGGGAACAAAGUAGAGGACUGACCUUGAAAAACAAAAACUGUGCACAGUUUUAAUCACUUUCUUUUCAUUUAAAGAUGUUUAAAAUAGAUAAUAGAAAAAACAUGCAAGAUAAACGAUGUUCAUUCAAUGUUUUCAAUGGUUCAUGUUCAAUUUCAUUGUGGUGUUUUUUCUGAAAUAAAUAUCAAUAAAUAAGAAUUUAGUGAGACGUCAUGGUUACU